GUCUUCGCGCUGUUCUCGCCUCUCCGCCAUGGCGUCCGUCACACCGCUGGGGUCUCGGAGCCUGGGCUCCGCGGCCUCCCUGCAGUUGAGUCCCACGCACCAAUUACGGCUGCAGCAGAAGGAGGAGCUGCGGCAGCUGAACGACCGCUUGGCCGUCUACAUCGACAAGGUGCGGAGCCUAGAGACGGAGAACAGCUCCCUGCAGCUGCAGGUCACGGAGCGGGAGGAGGUGCGCGGCCGCGAGGUCGCCAGCCUCAAGGCGGUCUACGAGACCGAGUUGGCCGACGCUCGUCAGACGCUGGACGACACGGCUCGGGAGCGGGCCAGGCUGCAGAUCGAGCUGAGCAAGCUCCGCGCCGAUUAUGAGCAGCUCCUGGGCAGCUAUGAAAAAAAAGAAACAGACCUCGAUGGAGCUCAAAUAAAAAUCAGAGAACUUGAAGCAGCCCUCAAUUCUAAAGAAGCUGCACUGGCCACAGCACUUGGUGAUAAGAGAAGCCUGGAGGAAGAAAAUGACGAUUUAAGAGAUCAAAUUGUACAGCUUGAAGCUUCUUCAGCUGCUGUCAAGGAACAGCUUGCAAAUGAAACCUUACAGAAUGUUGAUCUUGAAAACCGUUGUCAGAGUCUCAUUGAGGACUUGGAAUUCCGUAAAAAUAUGUAUGAGGAGGAACUCAAUGAAACAAAAAGGAAACAUGAGACUCGUUUAGUUGAGGUGGAUUCUGGGUGUCAAAUUGAAUAUGAACAUAAACUGGCUCAAGCCCUUAGUGAAAUAAGAAUGGAGCACGAUGCACAAGUGAAGCUGUACAAAGAAGAGCUUGAACAGACUUACUAUGCCAAACUUGAGAAUGCUAAACUGUCCUCUGAAAUGAGCAGUUCUGCAACCAGUUUGAUAAGAGAAGAACUGAAUGAAAGUCACAUACGAAUUGAUACUCUGACUUCCCAUCUCACCAGCCUUCAGAAAGAGGCUAGAGCAUGGCAAGAUAGAGUGCAAGAACUUGAGGACAGCUUGGCCAAGGAACGGGAAAACUGUCACAGAUUACUGUCUGAGAAAGAGAGAGAAAUGGCAGAGUUAAGAAGUAAGGUGCAGGAGCAGCUGGACGACUAUGAACAACUUCUGGAUGUUAAACUGGCGCUUGAUAUGGAGAUCAGUGCAUACCGGAAAUUGCUUGAGGGCGAAGAGGAGAGAUUGCAACUUUCUGCAGGCCCAUCUUCCCGAGUGACUGUUUCACGUGCUUCAUCAAGCCGUAGUGUGCGUACAACCAGAGGGAAGAGGAAGAGGAUAGAUGUGGAAGAAUCUGAAGCCAGCAGUAGUGUUAGCAUUUCCCACUCAGCUUCUGCCACUGGAAAUGUCUCUAUUGAGGAGAUAGACAUUGAUGGAAAGUUCAUCCGCUUGAAGAACAACUCUAGACAGGAUCAACCUAUGGGAGGUUGGGAGCUGAUCCGAAAAAUAGGAGACAGUUCUGCUAUUUACAGAUAUACUUCAAGAUAUGUACUAAAGGCAGGCCAGACUGUUACAAUCUGGGCUGCAAAUGCUGGAGUAACUGCUAGCCCUCCCACUGACCUCAUCUGGAAGAACCAGAAUUCUUGGGGCACUGGUGAAAAUGUGAAAGUUGUACUGAAAAAUUCUCAGGGAGAGGAGGUUGCUCAGAGAAGCACUGUCUUUAAAACAACUGUACAUGAAGAGGAAGAGGAGGAAGCUGAGGAAGAAGCAGCUGAAGCUAUGGAGAAGCAAAGCCUUUAUUACCAGCAGGCAAGCUCGAAGGCGUCUAACAGAAGCUGUGUGAUCAUGUAAACUUCUAGCCAGCGAGAUUCCUCAAAUUACGGUAUACAUUAUCUGCAGAACAGAGCCUGCUCAUAAGCACAACAUAUUUUUGUAUUUUCUGUAUGUGAAGUUUUACGCUGCGAGUCUGAUGGCCUUAAUUUUCUUUGUCAAUGAAAAGGAAGUUUUGUAAAAGAAAUACCUGCAAGUUUGUCACAGGAUGUGAAUUGUUGACUCUGAACAAUGUACUGUCUGAAAAGUGA
Neopsephotus bourkii (Bourke's parrot) is the source of this 2019-nucleotide messenger RNA. It is a transcript of the gene LMNB1, whose product is annotated as lamin B1. The record is from RefSeq and is a predicted model, not a curated record. Lineage: Eukaryota; Metazoa; Chordata; Aves; Psittaciformes; Psittacidae. The transcript is spliced from 11 exons. Bases 29 to 1789 code for a protein of 586 amino acids.